GUCACCAACCGGCUGUUUGACUCGGAAGCUGCAAUGCUCGAGCGAAACGCGUGAGGAAAGAAAAAAAAUGACCGUCAGCGACCUCGAAUUCACGUCCUAGACCGGGGGGGGGAAACGACAUUUUCCAUCUCAUCAGUGACAGCCCACCGACGUGUUACAGCCUUCACUCGGUUACGACUAGUUAAACGGUUUCAUUCGCGGUUCAUCGUAACGUCGUCGAAAGGUACGCGGUUAACGUAAACGUUCAAGGAUCGCUUCUUGCUCCCAUUACGGCGUGAAACCAUGGAGAAUGCCAAAUCACCCGAGCAUAAUGGAGCACCUCAACACUACACGAACGGCCUGAUGAACGGAUUUCACCCGGCGCAGUCCUCUCCGAGCGGAGGUGGCGUUAGUGUCGGUGGUGGUGGUGGUGGUGGUGGCGGAGGAGGAGGCGAUGAUAGUGGCCCGAACUGUAGCGGUGGCCAUAAUGGUAUUGAAAAUUUCCACCAUCUUCUUCACCAUCAGGAUGUCGCCCACAGCAACGGUUCUCCUGCCAAACGCUGCAGGCUCCGCAGACGGGUGGACUCGGGAAGAAAACACCGACCUCCCUUCCCAUGGUUUGGCAUGGAUAUCGGAGGCACUCUGGUGAAGCUGGUCUACUUUGAACCAAAGGACAUCACAGCUGAAGAGGAGCAGGAGGAAGUGGAGAGCCUGAGGAGCAUCCGCCGAUACCUAAUGUCCCACGUGGCCUACGGCAACACGGGUAUCCGUGAUGUUCACCUGGAGCUGAAGAACCUGAUCAUGUGCGGCCGCAAGGGCAACCUGCACUUCAUUCGCUUUCCCACACACGACAUGCACAGCUUCAUCCAGAUGGGCCGGGACAAGAACUUCUCCAGCCUGCAUACAACGCUGUGUGCUACCGGAGGGGGGGCCUACAAGUUUGAGGAGGAUUUCAGGAUGGUGGCGAAUCUGGAGCUGCAGAAGCUUGAUGAACUGGACUGUCUGAUCCAGGGCCUGCUCUACGUUGACUCGGUCGGUUUCAACGGCCACCCAGAGUGCUACUUUUUCCAAAACCCCUCUGAUCCUGAAAACUGUGUCAAGAGGCCAUGUUGCCUUGACAAUCCCUUUCCCAUGUUGCUGGUAAACAUUGGCUCAGGGGUCAGCAUUCUGGCAGUUUACUCCAAAGACAAUUACAAACGGGUCACUGGCACCAGUCUGGGAGGGGGCACAUUUCUCGGCUUGUGCUGCCUGCUAACCGGUUGCGAGACGUUUGAGGAGGCAUUGGAAAUGGCAGCGAAAGGGGAUAGUACAAACGUCGACAAGCUGGUAAAGGACAUUUACGGCGGUGAUUAUGAGCGCUUUGGUCUUCAGGGGUCUGCUGUUGCAUCCAGUUUUGGGCACAUGAUGAGCAAGGAGAGACGUGACAGCAUCAGCAAAGAAGACUUAGCCAGAGCUACCCUUGUCACCAUAACAAACAACAUCGGUUCCAUUGCCCGCAUGUGUGCUGUGAAUGAGAAAAUUGAAAGAGUUGUAUUUGUUGGGAAUUUCCUGCGAAUCAACACAGUUUCUACAAAGCUGCUAGCUUACGCCAUGGACUUUUGGUCAAAAGGACAGUUGAAAGCCCUGUUUUUGGAACAUGAAGGUUAUUUUGGGGCUGUUGGUGCCUUCCUAGAGCUACUGAAGAUGACUGAUGACCUCUGAGGCAUUGAAGAACUCCUAAUUUUUCUAACCAGAAGCUGCUGUAAGAUGUCAAAGAACGCCUCCUCCUAUAACCAGGAAAAGCCAAGUCAGCUAUCUAAGAUGAUGCCUGUAUACUUCCCUGUUUGAAAGCUUAAUGCAAGCCUAAUCUAGAUACCUGUAUCGGGUUUGGAGAGUAUUGUUUUAUGUCUGCCACUAAUAUGAACGGUACAAUCUGCUGUAAGAUAAAAUGAAGAUGGUUAUAUUAUAAUAGACAAUUCCCCAUAAGCCAAAAUCUGCAGAUUUUUAAACUGAUGCUGAGCACUUCUUCAAAAUCCCUGUGUGAUGUAUGUUUUAAAUAUUUGGCAUAGAACAUGACUUAGAAUUCAAAGUAAUCUACCAAUUUGCCCCAACCAAUCCUCCCCUAUAUAUUCCCCUGUCCUAAGUCAUGGUUCCAUUGUAUUAUAGUCUUCUGUACCUUGUCCAAAAAUGUUUCAGUGAGAUUUUGGCUAACUUUUCUGGUUUUAACGGUCCAAUAAGUAAGAUUUUCUUUACACUUAACAAUUAAUGGUAGAUUAAAUAACAGAAUAUUAAGGAACGUGGCAAUCACUUCAUUGUCCCAGGGAUGUGAUGAAGGUUGACGUAACAAGGUUGUAGUGACUCCCCUUUCCCUUCAUACUGGCCACACUGGAGUUACGUCCACCUCACAUGUGUUGGGGGGGGGGGAUAUCUUAAAAGAACAUGUGACCAACAACGAUUAGCAGUUAGUCAGUAAUAUGCAAUGUACAGCAAAGCCGAUGAUUCCCUGAUUAAGAUGUGAGCAUUACUAUGCACACCUCAGUAAACUGAACACUGUGGUCCAGCAUUAGCAUACACAGGAGACCUAGGCCUGAUCGCCAGGGCAGGAGAUUUGAGCAUUGCUUAUUGGACUUUGUCCAUAUUUAUGUUGGAAAAAUGUAGAGUUUAAAUCAGUUCAGAAAAUCCAUAGGACAACUUAACAGUAUUAGCCAAAUGUAAUCAAAUAUAUAGGUUUGUCAUUUUUUGAGAUUUCUCCAACUGAACAUUUAGAAGCUAUAAAUUUUGGGACCAAGGUUUUUUUUUUUGUGUUUACUAAUCAUCAGCUUUUUGAUUUCUUAGAUGAGUAGUUGAAUUUAGCAGAUUUAUUUAAAAAUAACAGUAUGAUCUGCUUUUAUCCCAUAGUCUGAAUGAUGAAUUGUUUGUCAAAUGACUACUCUACUCACAUGACCAUAAUUCUAUGUACCCUUGAGGUGUACUUACACUGUAACGGAUGGUUUUUUUUUCUUCUUAUUAUUAUUAUUUUUUUGUUUCUAUUUAAACCAUAUUUUUGCAGAUUGUAUCAUUUCAGUGACAUGGCAUUAUAUUAUGGUAUCAUAGUUUAACUUGAAACUCCAAUUUGAGCCUCUAAACAUGCCUCCUGCCUUUGUCCCCGCCUUUCCAACAAAUGCCUUCCUCAAUCUCUGUACAUUUCUCAUCGACACUCUGUAUGUUUCUUUUAAAGAAGCCCAGCACAGUGUACCUUUAACAUCAGCAUGCACCUUUAAACAGACUGAAUCUUACAGGCUGUGUAACAUGCUCCUAGGAGAAAGUGCCGCUAUGAAGAAGAGGGCUUCUUUAUUCUUUGAGAGUGAUAGGAGUUGAGGCUGUUCAGUUAAACAUGGCAGAUAUAUACAUACUGAAAAUCAAGAUAGUCUGGAAAAUCCAGUCACAAAUAUAGGAAUCUAAAGGAACAGUUUCUUCUUUCCACCCUGUGUCUUGUCAAUGUAUAAUUGCAUUUGCAAAGAAUGUGACAACUUUAUUGUAUGCAGAAUAUCAGCCAAUGCAAUUCUGCUGACCGAAGUUGUAGUAUUAAAGGCAAAUAUACAGAGUGUUAAGCUAAUCAUAGUAAAUACAGUCAAACACUAGUAAUAGUUUCAUAUCACCUCAAAUGUUUAGUAUUCAAUCACCAGCUCUCAGCAGCCACACUUACAUCUUUGCCGUCUAUUUAAAAAUGCCUCACACUCGGAAACUCAUUUGUAGUUGAAGGCACAUGGAGUUUUUAGCUUCAGCAAACAUUGCAAUGCCAACGGGAAUGAAACGUUCCCUUUUAUUGUGUAGAGAUAUAAACCUGUAUGUGAUGCUGGAGUUCAUUCUAUGUGUCCCCCCCACCCACCCACUUCAUCCUCCCAUUACCUCUUAGUCCUCAGAAUUGCCUUAUGCUGUUGGUCGCCAUUUUGACUGCUGAGUAUCUGUGUAUGCACGAUGGCAGUCCAACACAACACUUUUUUUUUUUUUUUUUUUUGGUUUGUUUCAGUCAAGUGUUACGGGGUGCCUUUACUAAUGGAGACCAGACUUUUAUCUGUGCAUUUUCCUUCUUCAUCUAGAUGUCAUUGUAAAAUGUUAAUGUUGAGUUGGUCUGUUCAUGUUUAUUUUUUUUUCUUUAUUCAGGAAAUUGAAUCCAUAUGUUAGUACACACUGUUCUAACCUCUGAGUCACUGCAAACUAAAACUACACCAGGAAGAAUGAUAUGAAUACAAAGCAGUGCGAGACAAGUUGAGGCACUACAGUCUUUCCCAUUAAUGUUGAAAUGUGCUUUGUACCAGGCUACGUUUAAUGCAUGAAUGGUAGGGCUUAACAUAUCUUCAAGCAUGUUCAUUUUCUGUUAUUUUUAUCGGGUUUUUGGGGGUUUUUUUUCACAUUCACACCAGCCAGAAUCAUGCUUAAUGCAUUAGCAUCUCGAACCUUUAAAGAGUUGAUAUGAUUCAGUAAUAAAAUCCUUCCAGAAUCUGGUCUUAUCUUUUCUUUUGUUUUUUUAACAGAGCACUUUUUCUGUCCUUUCACAAAUAAUGACUACAACAUGCCUGAUUGUGUAUCAGAAUGUGCUUGGUCUCAGCUAUAUGGCACAUAACCUAGUCUGUUAAAAAAAAAAAAAAGGGCAGUAUAUUUACCAUGUGUGUAAUCCUCCCCUUCAGUGUUGUCACUCUGAUCUGGCAUUGUGUGGACCUUGUUUACAUGUUGUAGAGGGGGGCCAAGACUUAUUUAUGCCCCAUGUGGAAUGAACAGCUCAUUCCAACCUGCUCUAAGAUUUCAUGUUCUCACAAAUCUUUUUUGAUAUUUUUUUUUUUCUCCCAAUUUAUUCUUCAGAUUUUCUCUCUUGUCAACAAACCUUGUGAAUACUUAUUAAAUGUGAUGAAUCGGUGA
Molecule: messenger RNA, 4854 nt
Organism: Hemibagrus wyckioides
Lineage: Eukaryota; Metazoa; Chordata; Actinopteri; Siluriformes; Bagridae
Gene: pank1b
Product: pantothenate kinase 1b
Exons: 7
Coding region: 283-1680 (465 amino acids)
Biological process (GO): coenzyme A biosynthetic process
Cellular component (GO): cytosol; nucleus
Molecular function (GO): pantothenate kinase activity; ATP binding
Source: RefSeq, a predicted model, not a curated record